CUUGGUUAUUUUGCUGGGCAUAAACGACCACAUUCGAAUACUCUUUCCCUCCCUCAUACUCUUCGGCUCCACGUACUCUUCGCGCUUACCCUUCCCUUUUUCAUAACAACACCACCAUUACCAGAUAUCUCAACACGACCACAAUGAAGUUUUCGCUUACUCUUGCCUCCCUUGCCAUCUCUGCCGCAGCUGCCAACCAGUUUUCCGGUCUUUCGUACAACCCGAAACAGCUCACCAACGGAGACUGCCCGACUGUCGAUACUGUCAAGGAUGAUCUGAAGGUGCUGAGCAAGUACACCGACCAGGUGCGCAUCUACAGUGUCCACGACUGCAACCAGGGCGAGCCAGUGCUGCGCGCUAUGGAGAACACAGACUGGAAGGUUCAGCUCGGCCUGUGGGUCAACAAGAACGACACUGUCUAUGAGACCGAUAAGAACGAGCUCCUGCGUCUGGCUGGUGUGUUCGACUUCAAGAAGCAUGUUACAGCUGUCAUUGUUGGUAACGAGGCUGUCUACCGCAAGGAACAGACCUCGGCACAGAUUGCUGACAAGGUCCACGAUACCAAGGCUGCGCUGACCAAGAUUGGUCUGGGCAGCAUCCCUGUCACGUCGUCAGAGACCUGGCCAUUUUAUGACAAGACGCUAGUUGACGCUGUCGACUACGUCAACGUGCACGCCUUCCCGUUCUGGGAGGGCACCGACAUUGACGGCGCCCAGGACAAGGUGUUUAAGCACAUUUAUGACAUCCAGGCGAUCGCCGGUAAGAAGAAGGUUGUUGUUGGCGAGACUGGCUGGCCCGAUAACGGUGGCAACUACGAUGCCGCGGUUCCGUCGCUCAAGAACGAGCAGCGGUACAUGCGCGAGUUCAUCUGCCGCGCCAACCUGGAGAAGAUCGACUACAUCUGGUUCAGCGCCUUCGACGAGGCAUGGAAGCCUGUGACAAACGCCAGCGACGUCGAGACCCACUGGGGUAUCCUCAAGGGUGACAAGACUCCCAAGUUCAACUCGCCAAUGUACGACUGCAAGGGCUUCGUGCCAAACCCGAAGGAGGACGCCGAGGAGAGUGCUUCCGCUUCUGGCAGCCGCCACGCCUCGGUCUCUGGCGAAGAGAGUGAUCUCGAGUCUGACGAGGCCGGCUACGACAGCAAGUCUGGCGGACACUCCUCUAAGGCAGUUUCUAAGGCAGUUUCCAAGGGCUCGUCGUCAGCCGCUGGUUCUUCCAGCACUAACGGUGCCUGGUCGCUGACCUCAGGCUACUCGACCGCUGGUGUUCUUGCCUCAGCUGUUGCUCUGGCAGCCUCCGCCUUCUUCUAGAUAUACACGCCCCACGCUCUUUAGAUAGCCUGGUCGCUAGUAGAACCUGUUUUAUGAUUCUCGAUAUUAAAAGCGCUUCUCAACCAUACAAAUGGGC
Linderina pennispora is the source of this 1410-nucleotide messenger RNA. Its product is annotated as glycoside hydrolase. The coding region runs from base 144 to 1313 and encodes 389 amino acids. Lineage: Eukaryota; Fungi; Kickxellomycota; Kickxellomycetes; Kickxellales; Kickxellaceae. The record is from RefSeq and is a predicted model, not a curated record. Gene Ontology annotation, molecular function: glucan endo-1,3-beta-D-glucosidase activity; 1,3-beta-glucanosyltransferase activity. Gene Ontology annotation, biological process: cell wall organization; carbohydrate metabolic process. The transcript has a single exon. Gene Ontology annotation, cellular component: fungal-type cell wall; cell surface; extracellular region.